Molecule: messenger RNA, 9360 nt
Organism: Gryllus bimaculatus (two-spotted cricket)
Lineage: Eukaryota; Metazoa; Arthropoda; Insecta; Orthoptera; Gryllidae
Source: the annotation of a GenBank genome assembly
GUUGUGAUCACGUAGCCAGCCUCCAGAGCUGCACACUGCACAGGUCCCCAGCUGACCAGUUGUAAAGCAACGCGUGGUAAACGAGUGGGAGGGACGAAAUUUUGUUGCAUGUGCACAGUGGAAGUGCAUCAUUCGAAUACACGAAGUGGAGCUAGACACAAAGAAUUGGUGACAUUAUUUGUAAUAAAACUUCGCGUCGAUUUCGUGGUGAUGGAUUUAAAUACUAUGAGUAGACCAUAAGAUUUGGGGCUACAUAAAGACUUUAUGUAAAAUGAUGGCUAUUAUUUGUUCAUUUCGAAUAAUAAAAUUCUGAUAGUGUGUUGAAACGUCCAUAUACGAUAUGGAUCAAAUACUGUUUCUUGUGGCUUUAGUACAUAUUCUGUAUUGCCCAUACACAAAAGUUGAAGAAAGUUUUAAUUUACAAGCUACACAUGAUAUUUUAUUCCAUGGAUUUAAUAUAACUGAGUAUGAUCAUCAUGAGUUUCCUGGUGUUGUUCCUCGAACAUUUUUGGGACCCCUAUUCAUCUCUGUUUUAUCAUCUCCUGUAGUAUUAAUCAUUCAUACUCUGGGGUUGAGUAAAUUUCUUGCUCAGUAUGUAGUGAGAGCUGCUCUUGGCCUUUGUGUGUUGGGAGCAUUUAGAGUAUUGAGGAAAACAUUGCAAGAAGAAUUUGGUGCUCCUUUCUCCUUCUGGUUUGUUGCCAUUACUGUGACCCAGUAUCAUUUUAUGUACUACCUGAGUCGUCCUCUUCCAAAUAUUAUGGUGCUUCCUUUAGCUUUACUUGCUCUUCAUUUUUGGAUAAAGCAGUGGCAUUCUUAUUUUAUAUACUUCUCUGCUGCAGCAAUAAUAAUCUUUCGAGCUGAACUAGCCCUCUUCUUAGGGCUUUUGCUUCUCUCUGAUCUUCUUUUUAGGAAAGUCAGUGUUAUGAGUGUUCUAAAAUCAGCUGUACCUGCUGGGUUAAUAUUUCUCACUCUAACUAUUGUGGUUGACUCCUUAUUUUGGCAAAGACUUGUGUGGCCUGAAGGAGAAGUUUUAUUUUUCAAUACUGUAUUAAAUCGAAGUCAUGAAUGGGGUGUAUCCUUUGCAACAUAUUAAAGUGUGAAGAAGAAUACCAAUUUGCUGAUCGUAUUAUGAAUUCGUUUCAAAAUAUUUCUAACUACAAUAUCUCACUUGAACACUUAAUACAGUGUCUUACUAAAAUCUUUCCCUUCUUUUCCUAGGGUUUUCCUAAACAAAUGAAUUGUAAGUUAAGAUCUGUAACAAUAAUGUGUUGUUUAGGUAAUUUUUCACUGAUAGCAUUUUUAUCAAACCUUCAAAAAAUGCUUGUCAUUAUAGCAAUUGAUGUGAGUAAUUUUAGUAGGAGAAGAUUGGAAUAGUCAUUGGAUUUUGAUUUAUUAUUCUAUGGUCCAACCUUUCAAAUUAGGGUUUGAGUUAUUGUGGAGAAGACGAUGAAGAUGUAGGAACUUAAAAAGGGGAAGCAGAAUUUUGAUGAAUAAGACAAGGAACAUACAAUGUAACAUUCGUCAAGUGAACAGGGAGUGAAUGGUUCUGUCUGCGUGAUGGAUAAUUUAAAUUCAUCUAGUGAAUAGUCAAAUCAUCUGAAUGUGUUCAGGUUGGUCAUUUUCUUGAUCAAGUUUUCAUCCACAAUUGGAAUAAAGAAGCUCUUUUCAUUAUUCAUUUCUGGCUCUUCCCAUGUUUUUACCGUAUGUCAUUGCCUCAUCAGUUGCCCAAGCCUUGACACCCUGAUGAUUACUGAUAAUUGAUUAAAUAAAAAGGGAUUAGGUUGUAAGGAAGUAGAAGUAAGUGAAACAUUUGAGAAAAUAUGUUCUAUGUAGAAUAAUGAAUUGAGAGAAAAAAUGGAAUAAAGCCUUAAAAAUAUUGCCAAUGGAAAUGUCCUAUAAUUUCAUUUAUUACAUAAGUUGCAUUUUUAUGAACAUGCUUUUGUGGGAAUUGAAUUCUAAAGUUCAAUUUUUACCUUAACGUUUUCUCAGACUUCUCCGUUUCUGUGGUACUUUUAUUCCGCUAUUCCUAGAGCAAUGGCUUGGUCAGUUUUGUUGUUACCCUUUGGUGCAUAUUACGAGCCACGGGUGCUAAGAAUGUUGAUACCUGUUGUAAUAUUUGUCUUCCUGUUUUCUUUUUUGCCUCAUAAAGAGUUACGCUUUAUUAUAUAUAUAUUUCCUGUACUGAAUGUCGUUGCUGCAAGUGCCUGUAAUAAAAUAUGGCAGUACAGAGGAAAGUCUGUUUUUCACUCCUUCCUUGCUGUAGGGGUCUUUGCUCAUCUUGUAUUGAAUAUAGUCUUUACUUUAUUUCUAUUAUGUAUUGCGGGAACAAAUUAUCCUGGUGGUGUAGCCAUUGCUCGACUUCAUAGACUGGCUAAUGAAGAGAAAUCUGUCAAUGUUCAUAUUGAUGUACUGUCAGCCCAAACUGGAAUUUCAAGAUUUACUCAGAUAAAUUCACAUUGGAGGUAUAAUAAAACAGAAAACUUGUUGCCAGGUGGACCAGAAAUGCUGAAGUUUUCUUAUUUGUUAAUUGAAGCUAAAAGCAAAUAUUCUCCUAAUUUAAAACCUUAUUUGAAAACACAUGAUUUAUUGGAGUCGGUGGAAGGUUUUUCCCAAGUUGCUCUAAAUUAUCAUUCCUUUCCACCUUUGAGGAUAAAAACAAAACCUUUAAUUUUUAUUCUUAAAAGAAAAGAUUAUAUUCCAUCAUAUGAUGAUGUCAGUGAAGAGAUUCUAGAGGAGAUAGAAGCACCUUCAUUAGCAGAAAUUGAAGAUCUAGCUCCAGCUGAACCUGAACUGAAAGUGGAAUUGGAUACCAUGGAACUGACUGAACCCUUCUUUGAUGUUAGUACAUUGGAUAAAUAUGAAGAUAAAAUUAAAGAAACUUUUGUGUCAUUAAGCGUUGAAAAGAAGGUAAUUACUGUAGAAGAAAUUCCCAAGCCAUUGAAUGAAGAGAGUAGGGAUUCAUGCAUGCUUGAGAGCUGCAUGACACCUCUCGACAAAAAGGAAGAGAAAAAAUCAGCUGAUGAAAAAAUUCAUAUUCUUGAUUCUAAGGAUAAAGAAUUGCUUGAAGAUGAGCAUUAUUCAGAAUCAAAAUCUGAGGGAAUAGAGGAUGAGAAAACUCAUUGGACUGAAAGUGAAGAACUUCAAGUGGAAAUUGAAACAGAAACUGAAACUGAAAUUCAACUGGAAAUUGGGGAACCUAAUGAAAGUGAAAUAUUUAAAUAUAAAGAAGAAGCUCAGAUAGUUGAUUCCAAGGUUAUUUCAUCAGUUGAUGAAGCACAGUCUUCAAUUUUCAGUAGGGAUGCCGGCAAUGUUGAGCACUGUGUAAUUGGGUCAGAGCAGUGUGCAGAGCAAACACCAUCUGUUGUUGAGAAUUUAGUUCAUAAUGCAAAUGAAGAGCAAGUUGUUCAAGAGAAAAGUAAGAAAUCCAAGGGCAAGAAAUUAAAAAAGAAAAAAAUUAUUAAAGAACUUGUAAGUGAAAGGGAAUCUGUUGAAGAUGAAAUUCAAAAAGCGGAAAUGGAAAAUGUCAAAGAAUUUGAAAAUAAAAAGGAGUUGGAAGAAAAUGUUACACCAGUUGAAGAUAAAAAGGAGUUGGAAGAAAAUGUUACACCAGUUGAAGAUAAGUCAAAACUGAACUUGCAGCUUUUGAAUGAAGAACCUUUACAAGUUUCAGAAAUUAUUCAAAGUAUCAUUGUAGAACCACCAUCUGGAAUUGAAAUUUCAAAAGAAAUGCCCAAAAAAGAAUCUAAAAAGAAGAAAAGGAGUCAGAAGUAUUUGAAAGCACAAAGUAGAGACCUCAAAAGAGAACAAUCUUUUGAUACGGAGACAGCAGAAACAAUUGUUAGCACUGAUGAAGGCACUGCAACAGAGGAAUCUACAGAUUUUAAGAACAAGGAAUCAGAUUCUAGUGUGUUAGAUGUAAAUAAAGAUAGCCUUGGUGAUUCCUUUCCUCAAACUCUUGAAAUGGAUAAUUCUCAUAAUAUGGAAGAUGAUAAAAAUUUGAAGUUGGAAAUUAUCAGUGAAAAUAAGGAUGUUAAAGAGCAAAUAGUUGCCAAAGAAAAAACUCUUAAGAAAACAAAGACCAAAAAGAAAAAAGGGAAAUCAGAAAUUGAGAAACCUGACAUUGAGCUACCAGUUGAAGUGCGUAAUAAUUAUAUGGAGAAAAAGUCUGAUUAUGACAAAACUGAAGAAUUGGUUGUAUCUGGCAAGGAUCCCAAUAAUACCCAGUGAUGCAAUGGACUUCCUACUUGCAUUAUUCUAUUAGGAAUAUGUUUGAAUGUACUAUACUUGUAACUUCCCUCCAUUUCCAGUCCUCUCUCAAAAAAUUGGCAAAUGAUGGUGCUCUUGUACAUACUUUUACAUUUGUUCUUUAAAGUAUGUCAGAAAUUUGUCAUAAUGAUGUGAUUCCUGAGGGUAUGAGGAAGGAACAUGUCAGAUUCUGUUCACACAUUACCUUUGUAACAAUGUGAAGUGCAUAAAAUAGAAAAUUUUAUAAAUAUUUAUUUUUAUUUAAAUGAAGAUGUGAGGAGAAAAGUGUAUAAUUUUCAAUCCAUGUAAUAUAAAAAAUAACAAAAACCUUCCAUUGUUCAAUUAAUAUGUUUUACUUAUUAAUUAAUCAAUCACAUUUCAUGAGAUGUUGCUCAAUGAAACUUCCUAAUUGAAUUAUGUCAACAUUUUGUGACAUUUAUUGUUUCCGCCUUAAGUCUGUAGGUUUUAAAAACGUUACCAUAGAGUAAUGAUAUUCCUCCUUAGUCUAUGACAUUACUAUUACUGAAAUUACUACUAUGAUAUGUUACUUGUGUUCAUUUUCAUGCCUGAGUGACAGAUGUGAGAAAUACUUAUUUGUAAAUUCUUGUCACAUGUUACCUAUUAUGCGAGUUAUUGACUUUUUCUCCACACCUGUGGAACAUGUAAGCUGUAAAAAACUUCAAAUUAUUCAUUGUUUUACAAGAAUUGGUGAAUAUAAUGAAGCAAUUUUUAUUUUAUUGAUCUCUUUUCACCAGCACAUUUGGAACAUGUAUUGGAAUAUUUUCAUCCAUAAUUUAUUGUUUAAUAUUGUAUUGAUAGCUCUUGAUGUCAUUGUUUUUUAUAUUUUGGGGUGGGUGCUAAUUAAAGUGAUAGGUCUUUAAGAAUUUAAUUUAAUGUAAUUUUGCUAUAUAAGGGUACCGUCAACUAUUUAUUCUCUAUUUUUAUUGUAAAUUCUGUGCGAAUCUAUCUGCAUCAUUAUUUAUUAAUAUAAGUAAAGGAGUUGCAGAAUAUACUAUUUGAGUAGUUAAGUUCAAAGCUUUUAAAUAUAAUCCAAGAACAUUGUUUGUUUUAAAACUAAGCAUUACAGCUUUUUAAAAUAUGUCUCUCAUUUGGAAGUGUCGGCAAAGAGCUACUCUAUAUUUGACACUAAUACAUGUUACAGUAUUACACUGUGAAAAGCUUCUUUGUUCAAAAGUAAAACUAGAAACACAAUUUUUUGUGAUCAGUGCUGCAUUGAACUUGUAAAAAUAAAAUUGAGGUAGUCUUUUGUAAGAAAGUAAUGGUCCUGGUUACAACCAGGUGGACACAAUGUGUGUUAGAUAAGGAGUUGAUUUAUGAUUAUUUAAUUCAAAAGACUAUCAGGGAUGCUCAUCACACCCAUUGUAAUAUGUUUCAACUUCAGAAAGAAAGAUAUCCAUUUUUCCAGUUCUGUACCGUAACUCGUAUUGUCCCUUGUAAAUUCCAUUACCAAAUGUCCACUGUCAAGUUUGAAAUGAUGUUUUGAGGUGUGUUCUUAGACCUGUCAAAUAUCUCAGAAUGUAUUGGUAUGAAUUGUUUCACUCGUACAAUCUUUUGAUACUCCAACAACGGUACUCAUAAGAGAGCCAUUGAUUUUGCAGUUUCCACUUGUGACUGUCCUUUCUCCAUAGAUUUUUGUUCUUUGUCAUUAUUUCUUAUUGAAUAUUAAUUUAUAAAAUAUAUUAAGAUUUAAGGUACUAUCCUACCUAUGGACUGUGAUAUUUUUUAACCUGUAGUUCAUGAUUUUGCAUUUUUAAUUUAUUUUUAAUGUUCUUUGAAUUGUUAAAAGAAUUGACUACCUUGGCUGGGAAUCAAACUCAGAUCUCUUGGUAUACUUCCUGUUCCUCCACCACUUGUGCUACCAAGUCAGCAAUUUUUUGAACAGCCUUUAGGAGUACUGUAGCCAUGUUUCACCACCUUGUCACAAUUGUUAGCGUGAACCAUUACACGGGCAUAUGUUUCCUGUAUCACAAUUGCCAAACAUUAAUAUAUACCCUUAGGUACAUGGCAAGAUACUUAUUUUCAGUGUUUUACAUAAAAAAUAAUGUAAUUAAGAGUAAUUGAAACUGAUGAGAGCUCUUGGUACAGCAACAAGAAUUAUUUUGCUAAAUAAUUAUGGGUUCACAAGAAUGGUUGGCAAUUGUAAUAUGGAAAACAUAUUCCUACAUAAUUAUUAAACUAAUACAACUGUGACAAGGUGAAUAUUUUUAAUUUAAUGCUUAGUGGAACUUUUCAUAUUUUAAGUUAAAAACACAUUAAUUAAAUGUAUUUGAAGAAGCUGUUGAGAACUCUAGAUACUGCAUCAAAUUAAUUUUCAUUACUGAGGUUUGUAAUAUGCUCAUGGUGAUUUUACAAGUUGUGUAGAAAAUAUGUUUAAAGCUGCAAUGUCUUAAUUUUUCAUUGAUAUUUAGAAUUAUUUUGAAUGUGAAUUUAUAAUGUGUGUGUGGAACUGGCAUUAUUUGUGUUGUAAAUGAAUUUCUACUUUCGUGACAAUCAGGUCAUACAAUCAAGUCUCCAUUUUAAAGUUUGCAAUUACCUCAGGCAUCACAUAUAGUCAUUAUGACUUCUAAAAAAUUAGUGUAAAUGUGUUUCUCAUAGAAACACAAGAUUUAGUAGUGUGUAAUAUGUACUGAUGAAAUAUAUACAUUGUUUUGUAUAAAUUAAGAUAUUUUUAAUUGUAUAUUAAAUGAGUGGUUUGUUAAAAGAAAUAUUUGCAUUUUCAUAUUGGUGUGAAAAAUAAGAUAUUACAUACCCAACAUUUUCAGUGCAUUCAACCAAAGAGGAUUCACUAUUCUCUAUAGAUGUAUUAUAGUAAAAGUAUUUUUAUUCAUUAUGCAGUGUUGCGAAAUAUAUCUCUUAAAUAACAUCGUAAAGCAUUUUUUUUAUUUCUCAAAUGUGUAAUUUUAAAUUGAGGACUGCAUUUACACAGAUUUGUAUUCAAUUGUAGUUGAAAUAUUUUCAACUUUUGAAUGAAAAAUUAAUUAAUUAAUUAAUUCAUUGACGGUCUACUAGGUGGACUGAUAGUUGUUGUUAUAGUAAGUUGGGCAAAUUGGUUGAUAACAUGUUGGGAUUCACCUACCAAAAUCAUUAUGGCAGUUAUUUAGGUGAUACUUUGCUAGCUCUGCAAAUUGUUUUAAAUGAUUUUUAUGAUAAGGCUGCAAUCACCUGUACCAGCAUCUAAUGGACAUCCUUCUGCCUUUCGCCCUCUAAUUAUUGCUUUUUAAGAAGUAAAUGAUUAGCAAGAAGAAAUGAAAUGGAAAAAGUGGGGAAUUGUCUGAAAUAAAAAUUUUCCAGGGUUUUUGUAUUUGAGUAACAAUAAUGUGUUUAUUUUAUUACACAAAAUGUAUCACAUGAUGGUUGUGGCAUAAUAUCAAUUUUUUUAUGAAUGCAAAAAGGUCAUAAUGUUGUAGAGUUGUGAUCAAAGAAGUGUCUAAAUCUUGUCUAAUAUACAUCACAGACACAGGUGCUCAAGAGAACAUUAAUAAUAUUUGAAAAUUAUUUUAACCAAAAUUGUUAAUAUUUUGAUAUGGUAGUGAUGAUAUGUAAUGGUUUGGUAGUUAAUUUUUUGUAUGUUUCAAUUGUAAUUUUUAUCAUGUAAUUAUGUGUUUGUAAUGAUCACAGGUGAUGCUGUUAGUAUAUGUAAGAGUAAAUAGCAUAUUUUUUGCUUCAAUAUUCAACAUUGGUAAUGUUGUACUUUCUCGCAAAAUAUCUCAGCUGCUCCAAGCCAAAACUAACAAUUUUUUAAAAACUUAUCUUUAGACACUAUUGCAUGUACUGUUGGCUAUUGCAUAAAGAUCUGCCGAGAUACCAGACUUAUUUGUGAAUAUCCUCACUAUGUUCAAUGAUUUUUGUAGCUUAAAAUUCAAUACUUACACAUUUAAGGACAAAGAAAAAUAUUAGAACUUCCUUUUCUCAUAAUAAUUAGUUUUUCACUGUGUUUUGACCUGGGAUAGCCAAGCAGUUUCGAAGAAAUGUAUUAAAGGCAUGGGACAGCCUAGCAGUUUCCAAUGUAUUAAAAUUAAUACUGUUCUUGAAUUAUUUUUAUUGACUUUAAUUUCAUGCUAUUUGUUGCAAAUUGUCUUAAAACAUUUGUUUAGAUAAUUUAUCUACCUCUCAGGUCAGGAGUGUUUAUUCUCCAAAAAUUGUUUUGGUGGUACUUACAGGGGCAACAGACGACUAGUCGACUUCCAUUUAGAGAAAAGGGAACAAUAAAGUAUAUUUUUAUUUUCAAAGUUAAAAUAAUAUUUCACUAUAAUUUUUUAAAUUAAUUCUUUUUUUGCCAGUUUUAUAAGAGCUAUGAAAAGAUUAUCUACACAGAGACUUUUGAAAUUUUUCUUGCACACUUGUUACGUUAAUCACUGAUUGGAAAUUACAAAUUUCUGAAUUCAAGUCAAGUUAUUCAUGUGAUAAAGUUAUAUUUUGCUACGUAGUUUCUGUACAUAUGCCAUUUUAUAAUGUGAAUUGUACUUUCUUAUCAAACCAGCACAUCUCCUUGAGUUCAUCCCUGUGCCUUUGCCAAUUUGUCUACUGUGUUUACGAUUCAUGCUUCGUUUCCUGCUGUAAUAUUUAUUCUGCAUAUAGAUGACAGUGUGUUAGCUUUUAUGAUAUUUGCCAGAAAGGAUGUUUUUGUAAUUGUUCUGUAACUUUGUUUUUUCUUUUCUGCAAUAUUGGCAAGUUUGAAUUUUAAUGUGUGCCUUUUUUAAUGAUUUUUUCCAUUGUAGUGUUAUAUCAAAGGUAGUUAUUUGAAUGUUAUACACGAUCAGAUAUUCUAAAGUGUCAAAAUUAUUUGUAUCAGUUGAUAUGUUAUUUUUGAAUAUAUAUAUGUAUCAUUCACUUCCUGUAUCAUACAGGUUAUAUUGAAAGUACAAAAUAUUGAUUCUAGUCGAGAAAGAAUCUAGUUAGAUCUUAACUCAGUAAAGUAUUUGUACAUUUUUCUGUUAUUGUGGAAGUGUGAUGGUGAAAUACAUGGAAAUAUUUUGAACAUUGUGAACAUGAAUUUUGUUAGAAAUUACUAAUUUUUUAACCUGUCGUUUAGGUUGUAACUUUGCAUCUACAGUACCUGUUCUCUACUCUCAUCGUACUGAAUGUUUGUGAUAU